GGGACAUAACUCAGGGGGCGGAAGUGUUGAACAGGUGGUUGUUUACAUCCUAGAGAUAUUCACAGUGACAGACGGAUGCCUGCUGACAGAAGAUUGUUCCGAUUUGGUGAUGGGUGACUGGCUGGUGAAUGAGGGGCCUAAAUGGUUUAUUGUGGGAGUCUGGCUGAUCAUCAACGUGGGGAUCUUCGCCGGGACAUUUGUCAGCUAUCAGCAGAGCCUGGACUACUUCUACCUUCGUCUGCUGGUCGGGGAUGCCUUGUGCUGGGCGCGGGCAAGUGCGGCAUGCUUGAACUUCAACUGUCUUCUCAUCCUCCUACCUGUCUGCAGGAAUCUCAUCUCAUCCAUUCGAGCAGCAUGUUCCUGCUGUCACCGGAAUGCUCGGCGUCAGCUGGACAAGAAUCUCACAUAUCACCGUUACCUUGGUUACAUGAUCUGCCUAAUGACAGCUAUCCACAUCGUGGCACACUGUUUUGACUUUGAAUACCUUGUUGGAGCCUACGACAGCCCGGACCCUGCAGUGCAGGCCAUCACUCAUCUCUCCGUAUCAACAAACGGCAGCUACGUCAACCCUAUCCGGAGACCCGGCACCGACCCCACUCAAGAGGUGUUCAAGACGGUGGCAGGCGUGUCAGGCGUGGUGAUCACGCUGUGUCUCAUACUUAUUGUCACAUCUUCAACGGAUGUGGUCAGACGUUCCUAUUUUGAAGUCUUUUGGUUCACACAUCACCUGUUUGUAAUAUUCUACAUCGGCCUUGUUGUCCAUGGAUUACAGGGAAUAAUCCGGGGCCAGACCAACACAGCCAUCCAUGAUCCUGCCAAGUGUUACAAGAGGUAUGACAAGUGGGGCAGUGGGGAGUGCCCCAUUCCACAGUUUUCAGGCUCACCACCAAAGACCUGGAUAUGGGUGUUGGCUCCUGUUGUGCUGUACAUCAUAGAGAGGGUUAUACGCUUUUGUCGUAGUUUGAAGACUGUUGUUAUAACAAAGGUCGUGAAACAUCAGUCCAAUGUGUUUGAGCUACAGAUGAUGAAGAAAGGCUUCUCCGCGCUUCCGGGGCAGUAUGUGUUCCUGCAGUGCUCGUCCAUCUCCCGGCUGGAGUGGCACCCCUUCACCCUCACUUCCUCUCCAAACGAAGACUUCCUGUCCGUGCACGUCCGAAGUGUAGGGGACUGGACGGAGAAGCUGGCCAAAGCCUGCCAUGUUGAUGAGGGGGAGUUCCAGGAGGCGUGGAAGAUGCCCAGGUUAGCUGUGGAUGGCCCCUUUGGAACUGCCACGGAGGACUUUUUCCGCUAUGAGGUGGCAGUGCUGAUCGGUGCAGGGAUAGGAGUCACACCAUUUGCAGCUGUUUUGAAGAAUAUAUGGUACAAGUACUGUGAUGUCAACACAGAGAUGUCGCUGAAAAAGGUGCACUUCUUCUGGGUGUGUCCCGACACUCACGCCUUCGAGUGGUUCCAGGAUCUCCUCAAAUCUAUAGAGCAGCAGACGUACGAACGUGGCAAUGCCAACUUCCUGUCUCACAACAUCUACCUGACCCGAGGCUGGGACUCGAACCAGGCGAAGAACAUUAUGAUCCAUGAUGACGACAAUGGCCUUGACCCUGUGACAGGACUGAGUCAGAAGACUCAUUAUGGCCGCCCCCAAUGGGACCGGGUAUUCGCAUCUCUAGCACAGCAACAUCCUGGGGUGAGCGUGGGAGUGUUCUUCUGUGGACCGAAGGAACUAUCUACACAGCUUCACAAGCUCUGCAAUAAAUACUCUUCUGACAACAAUGGAACAAGAUUCUUCUAUAACAAGGAAAACUUCUAAUAACCCCCAUCACAAGUGGCCUCGUACUGUGCGAUUUAUUCCAUAAAAGUAUGAAAUGUUUAAAAUGACUCAUGAUGACAUGCAUUGUUUAUUUUUACACUUUUUAUACUCACGCUCAACCUUGUAGUUAUUUUAUGUUCUGUGUAUGUCAUAUGUCUGUAACUUGUUAUUUUUAAAUUGAUGUCAAAACGUUUAUUAUCCAAAAAUAUUUUUAAUAUACAAUGAAACCUUGUCAGUCUGGACACCCCUCUUUCUGGGCGAUUACUGGUAUUACCGUUAGGAAUGAGGAUAGGUCAGAAUCUCCCAAAACCAGUGUGAGACCAAGUCUCGAGUCCGAAAGAGAUUAAGAUUUUACAAGAAGAUUUUUCUGUCAAGGUUGAGGGUCGGACUUGUAUGGUUCAAUCAGCUGGACUGAUUCAAGUGGCAGUUCAGUGUGGAAGCUUUAAUAUUAGUACCAUUAUGGAAAAUACUGUACUAAAUAGUUUUUUGGUGAAUGUUUACUGCUGAAUCUAGGACAUCCUGGGUAUCAGUCUACAUUGUAAACACAUCGUCUAUUGAUGAGGGGGGCGGUCGGGUAGCAUAGUGGUCAAAGCGAUCGCGUGUCACGCCGAGGACCCGGGUUCGAUUCCUGACAUGGGUACAAUGUGUGAAGCCCAUUUCUGGUGUCCCCUGCCGUGAUAUUGCUGGAAUAUUGCUAAAAGCGACUGAUAGUCAGAGUCUAGAUUAGACAGAUUCCACUGUAUACAAUGGACAUUACUCUGUACCAAUAAUGCACUAGUACAUGAAUUCGUUCCUUCAGUGAGAACGGUAUGGUACAGAUUACAGUGUUACACUGUAGGGCUGUCUAUUUCAAUUUUGUUUACAACAAAGGUGCCAACAUAUCCUCCUAAUGUCAGUCAUGUCAAAAGUUGCCACUUCUGUGUCUGAGUCAUGAAGAACUGUGAUAUGCUUUGACUGGCAAGACUGUAGAUAUUCAGUAUAGGAUCCAGUCAAUGUUGCUCUCAGGAUGAAGCUUGUUCACAAUCUUUACACUACAACUGUCUAGGGGAGC
Haliotis rufescens (red abalone) is the source of this 2855-nucleotide messenger RNA. RefSeq names its product cytochrome b-245 heavy chain-like. Gene Ontology annotation, biological process: defense response; superoxide anion generation. The coding region runs from base 110 to 1804 and encodes 564 amino acids. Gene Ontology annotation, cellular component: NADPH oxidase complex; plasma membrane. Gene Ontology annotation, molecular function: superoxide-generating NAD(P)H oxidase activity. The transcript is spliced from 16 exons. The record is from RefSeq and is a predicted model, not a curated record. Lineage: Eukaryota; Metazoa; Mollusca; Gastropoda; Lepetellida; Haliotidae.